Molecule: messenger RNA, 4020 nt
Organism: Talpa occidentalis (Iberian mole)
Lineage: Eukaryota; Metazoa; Chordata; Mammalia; Eulipotyphla; Talpidae
Gene: GEMIN6
Product: gem nuclear organelle associated protein 6
Exons: 3
Coding region: 315-815 (166 amino acids)
Biological process (GO): spliceosomal complex assembly; spliceosomal snRNP assembly
Cellular component (GO): SMN complex; nucleus
Molecular function (GO): RNA binding
Source: RefSeq, a predicted model, not a curated record
GCCGCCGGCGAGGCCAGUGAAGCUGAGCUGGAGCUGGAGCGGCCGUUCCCCCUGUUUGCGGAGCCUCCGAGCAGAUUUUAAGAAGAAAUUGGCUUAAAUCCGGGGGCUCCGGGCUCGAGGGGGACACCGCCAGGGGAUGAGCGGGUGGAGAGCAGAGGAGUUCUCCGUUUCUGUUUAGGCUGAAAGUGGUGUGGAGGGCGCGCCUCUGAUCGCAGGAGACCGGAGUAGCAAGAGUUUGGGCAUCUGCAGAAGGGAGUGCAAAGCCAGGGCGAAGGCCGUCCGGAGCGGGGUUGGGAUCUAGCGAGCUGGCAACCAUGAAUGAAUGGAUGAAGAAGGGCCCCUUAGAAUGGCAAGAUUACACGUACAGAGAAGUCAGAGUGACUGCCAGCGAGAAGGAGUAUACGGGAUGGGUUUUAACCACAGAUCCAGUCUCUGCCAAUAUUGUCCUCGUGAACUUCCUUGAAGAUGGCAGCAUGUCCGUGACCGGAAUUAUGGGACAUGCUGUGCAGUUUGUUGAAAUUGUGAAUGAAGGAGACGAUGGAGUAAGAGCGAAAUUGAUGCAUUUGUUUAUGUCUGGAGACUGCAAAGCAUACAACCCUGAGGAUCUGGAAAAGAAAAAGAACAGCUUAAAGAAAUGGCUCGAGAAGAACCACAUUCCUAUCACUGAACAGGGUGAUUUGCAAAGGACUCUCUGUGUGGCUGGGGUCCUGACCAUAGACCCCCCAUAUGGUCCAGAAAAUUGCAGCAGUUCUAAUGAGAUUAUUUUGUCCCGUGUUCAGGAUCUUAUUCGAGGACAUCUUGCAGCUUCCCAGUGAGAGACUGAGAACUAUAGAUGUGUUGAUUGAAAAGAUAUCUUUUUUUCCAAUACAAUGUAUUGAAUGUUAAGUCCAUUUUAUUAUAGGACUUUAAAGGCACAUGAUAUGUAUGUUUUGGGAAAAUGAAAGAUAUGGGUUAUGAAUGUUACUAAGUGAGCUGGGUGAAGAAUGGUCUCAGACAAAACAAAAUUAGUACAGGGACAUCAGAAUUUUAAGUGUCUUCUUUUGAUGGGGCAUAUACCUCCAUUUUUAUUAGACAAGGAGUAUAUUUAGAAAAUAUGCAAUGUUAGAUUCAAUAUAAAAUGACUAAAUCUCUUGCAUCCACUGUGUCUGUUUUAAAAUGCUUAUUUAUUGGUGUAAUGGUGAAAUAGUUUUUUGAAUCAGAAUAUAUUCUUGGCAAGUUGAAAUUUGAAAAUUUUGCCUGUUGGUAAAAUCUUGAGACAUCUUUAUAACUUUCAAGACCUUGAAAGUGAGCACUGGCAAAUCUCUCUGAGGAAAAAGAUGGCACAGGUACUCUCCUGUUAAACUCAACCCAGUUCCUUUGCCUAGUGGACUUCUAGUAGUGCCACUGCCUGUGGAAGCCAUUCCCCAGGUUGGGCUUCACUGAGUGAAGAGUCAGGAAAUCCACUUCGUUGCAGCUGGUCCUCUCUAAGCCAGUCAGGGGACAGGACUCUAUAUGGAGGGUUCUGAACUAAAAAGCACUAACAUGCUUGAUGGUCUUUUCGGGGGCAUGUCGAGUGGCAUCAGAUUAGAAUCCUGAGCCCCUCACUAGGACAGGGGUCUAUAAACUUCUGGUCCCUGGAACAAAUAGAGCUGCUGCUGCCACUUGCUAAAACUUUAUUGGAACGUACCCUUCCUACUGAUUUAUGUAUUGUUCAUGGCUGCUUUCAUGCUGUAAUGGCGGAGCUGAGUAUUGUGACAGAAACGAUUCGAUUUAAUUUACAGGAAAAUAUGUCCCUUUACAGAAAAAGUGUGCCCUGGGACAUACAUGAACUAGCUUGGUCUGCCAGGAGUGAGGGCAGACUUCUGGACAGGCCCCACCCACUUCUCCCUGUCUUUGCACAAGAGAUGAGCUUUCUUUCCAUUCUCUCAUGUAUGUCCCUUGGAACUUAUAUGAAAAGAGAAUUAGUACUUUUGCAAAGAUAAUACUUUUAAAUAUUCAGGCUUUAGGGAGUCAGUGAUGCGGUUUGGUAACAGCUAAAUUAUUUUCCUGCAUUGUCUAGUAACAGGAUGUAGCUCAAUUCUUCUAUUUUAAGAAACACUGGAGUCAGAGACUGUAAGACAUUACUGAGUUGGGACCCAGGAAUUUUCAUUUCUAACACAUUCGCAGAUAAGGUGAUGCUACAAUUCCCAGGCCACGCUUGCAAAAGCAGUGUAGAAACUGGAGGAGCAAAAAGGCUCUUUCUUCACAGCUUUGAAGUUCCAUAAUCCUAAAAAUAAAAUUUAGCACAUGGUCUUGUUCUUGUGACUCUCCAAAUGUUGGACUAUCUUCAGAAAGCAAAUGAGAGAAGGGGAAUAAGAAAUUAAAUUUAGCAUGGAAAUAAUUCUGACAAAAUGAAGGCGGUCUUGAGAAGAGAGAAGCCAUGUGGGAAACUUGGCUUGGGUUUUAGCCCAGGGACAGGUGCAUUGGUGUUGGUAGAAUUAUUUGCUGUCAGACUAAUGAGCUGAGGAAGGAGACUGUUUCUUGGUAACUGAAUCCCUCUGAUUGUUUAAUUUGCCUGCAAACAAAACCUGAGUGCUGGAGAAGGCAAAUGAUCUAAUUUUGCCAUAGAAACCUGCCUGCUUAGGGAGUACCCCCUCCCAGUGCCCCCCUAACUCUUCAGUUAAGAUUCUCCCCAGGAGUUUGAACUCACCUGUUUGAGAUCCCUCUGGUUCCAGAUUCCCGAGAGCGAUUUGUCCCCAUAGCUGGCUCUGCCCCAUACAAGCUGGAGUGGUAUCCAGGGCAGUCUUUGAACAUGGUUGGUAUCAAGAAUAAGUUUCAAAAUAAAAAGCUGGUUAUGACUUUCAUUGACUUUUUUGGUUUCCUCGGAACAGUUUCCAAUCUUUGCACUGAUUUCUUGCUAUCCCAAUGUUCAUUUGAUUUCCUGAAUCUCUACUUUCUCCUAAAAAUGUUAUGGCUGAAAUGGAUUUUUUAAUGCAUUAAAAAAAUUACUAAUGAACAAUUACAAUCCUUUAAUAAUUGUUUUAUCUGAUAAGAAGCAAUGGAAAGUUUAUGCCUUUUGAAGUAGUUUCUAGAAUGUCAGGUAGUUGUCAGGGUUACAAAAUUUUGAGAGAAAUCAGAGCAAUGAAAGGCUAAUUACAACAUAUACACUUUAAAAAAUUUUAUUUUUUAUUGUGGUAACGGUAUACAACACUGUAUGAUUCAGAGUAUAGGAUCACACUUCUUGAGAUGUAUGUUACCACAUCACAGCCACCACCAGGGCACCAAGCCACCAUAGAUCAAUGGGUCUCCUCCACCUCCCAUCCUCAUCUGGAAGCCUCAAUUUUACAGCCAUAUUUCUAGGGUUUAUUUUGGUUUGAUUUUGUCUGUCUUCUCUAUAUUCCUCACAAAUCAUUUGAUAUUUGUUUUUCUUCUCAUUUAGUUUGCUUAGCAUAAUCCCUUCCCUCCAGCUCUAAUCAUUUCAGUAAGUAUUUAGUUUUAUUGCCAAAUAGAAUUCUUUUUUUUAAAAGAUUAUUUAUGCAUAGAGGAACUGGGGUGCAGGCGGUAAUAGGAUUCACCAGAGACAGAGUGGGGAACAGAACAGCAGAUCUACUGAAAUACACUGUUAAGGGCAGCAGCAGGCAAGACAGGAGAGAUCUGCUGUGCCCUGUGGGUUAGCUCCCUGGCCCGGGAUCAAACGCAGGCCAUUGUGGUGGGCCUUCAAGGUGGUAGUGCUGACACUUAACCAAUAGGCCACCAGGGAGGCCCCAGAAUUGUCUUCUUAAAAAAACCCAAACUAUUGAGGUAUAAUUGACUUAUAAAAAGGUAUACAUAUUUAAUGUUUACAACUUGAUGAGUUUGCGGAUAAGUGUACAUGUGUGAAACAAUCAUCACAAUCUAUGCUAUAAACAUCCAUCACCUAAAUCUUCUGCCCUCUGAUAUACAAUUGAUUUUAUUAUUCAAACAAUAUUAAAGGAUUUUCUUACAUUAAAAAAUUAUUCCUGUACCUGUACAUGCCUUAUACUAUUGCAUAUUAAGUUUUCACAUAAUAGUAAUUAAUGCGUC